AUGUCUCAUAGUGAAAGUUCUUCAAUACCUCAGCAAGUAUCUUCGGAUCAAGAGCAGGAAUUCAAUGAAUUACGUAGCGAACUUCAAGAAACAGUAAACAUUGUAAUUAAGAACAACUUUGCUCACUUUAAAACUGUAACAGAUAAUUUAGUUGUUCUCGAUAAUGAGUUCCAGAUUAAGUCUCAAAUAAUCUUCCGUGCCUAUGAUUUGCUGAAAAAUAAACAGAUUCCAGAUAAAAAAUUUAAAAUUGUUUCAGAUGGACUUGAACCGAAUGAUGCACAAGCUUUUAAAUAUGAUAACAUCAUUAGUCAAGUUGUAAGUGAUAAAGGCGCAAAUUGGUUGCUCGCUUUAUGCAAAGAAAAAAGAGAUAGAGAUUACAUGUUUCAGACAUUUCUUCCGGCGUUAUUUGGAGGAUAUACAACAAAAUCUCGUUGCCAGGCACGUAAAAAACUAUUUGAAAUCUUCAAAUCUCAAGAGAAUGUCAAAGAUGAAUAUAUCAUUGAUUUGAUUUUUUCAUUUUUCUUUUGGGAGCCAGGAUUCAUCAAGAAUCUCCAUCUCUUUAUUAAAAACAGCCAAUUCGCGUGGAAUAAUCAAACAGAAUGCGUCAAAACUGUAUUAUCUGCUUACGAAAAAGCUCUUUCAUUCUGUUCAUCGUACUUGCAUGAAAUAUUGUCAAUCUAUAUUGAUGAUGAACCAAAAUACGUCGAAAUAUUGAAGAAAAUGCUUUUCCUUUCUGUUGAUUACCUUUUUCCAUUUGAUCCAAUCUAUGCCAGACUCAAAGAAAGUCCAGAAGGAUUACGCAGUAUUUUAGAGAUUGUUGAUAAUCUUAAAACAUUCCUAUCAGGAAGUGAAGGAGAAAAUAUUAUAAAUCAGAAUGUCAAACUCGCUCUCAAUGGUCUAUCAACUGCAAUUUUUGAUAGCAAAGUCACUGGAGAUAUCAUUCUUUCGAGAUACGAUUUCGCUCUUAUUGCAAAACUCAAUGGUAAGAAACUUUUCGAAGAAUGUUUGGAAGAGAAAAAUAUCUUCAAAAGCAAAUGUGCAUUAAUUCAUGUUCCAACAACGAAAGAAUUCGGACCACAAAUCGGAAUUGAGAAUUAUUCUGAAAGUUGGAAAAGAAUUUAUAUGGAAUCCAGACAAAAUAAGACUGAUUUCUUAAAGUCUAUCGAUGGUUUGUACUAUAUCGAAGAAAAGCCAAAUUGGAAUAUGACCCAUGUUUUUGAUAAUUUUUAUAUCAGAAAAAGAAUAUCCACAAUUGAAAAUGACACCGAAAUGAAAAAUUAUAAAGAAGAAUUGUCAAGAAUCAUCAGUAUAAUUAAAAAUUAUAAGGAUUUCGAACAGAAAAGAUCUGUAGAAGCAUAUGAUCAUUUGAAAUCGAUUCAGUGUGAUCAGGAAUUUAUUCUUACUUAUUAUAAGAAUGCAUUGUCGAAUCUUUCAAUAACUGCACGCUUAUUCUUCUGCAAAUAUACAGGCUACAAAAUGCGCAAGGAACCAAAAAGAAUUGUGUUUGAUUAUAGAAUGAGUGAUCAAAUAGGUAAAAUCCAGGAUUAUGCCAAUGAUUACUAUCUUUAUCAAAAAGAAAAAUUUGUCAAAGAGAAGAAAUAA
Molecule: messenger RNA, 1602 nt
Organism: Trichomonas vaginalis G3
Lineage: Eukaryota; Parabasalia; Trichomonadida; Trichomonadidae
Exons: 1
Coding region: 1-1602 (533 amino acids)
Source: RefSeq, a predicted model, not a curated record